Arabidopsis thaliana (thale cress) is the source of this 1106-nucleotide messenger RNA. RefSeq names its product leukocyte receptor cluster-like protein. The record is from RefSeq and is marked reviewed. The coding region runs from base 130 to 888 and encodes 252 amino acids. Lineage: Eukaryota; Viridiplantae; Streptophyta; Magnoliopsida; Brassicales; Brassicaceae. The transcript is spliced from 2 exons.
UGCCAAAAUUCAAUUUUAUUCCGAUCAAGUUUUUAUUUUCCAAUUCGCUUCGAAGUUCUCUCAUCCAUCUCCUGGUUCGAUUCAAUCUCAUCGUUUGAAAACCCUAAUUUUGUUUGGUAAGAUUAAGCCAUGGGAGGUCACGGUGGUUUGAAUAUUCUUCCACAGAAGAGGUGGAACGUUUACAACUUCGACAAUCGAGAAAAAGUCCGAAAGGAGGAAGAAGCUGCCGCUAGAGAAGAGCAGAUCAAACGCGAGGAAGCUAGAAAACGAGAUGCUGAAUCUCGUCUCGAAGUGCUUCGUAACGUCCGUGGCUUGGCGCCUCUCAAACGAGCGUCUCCGGAGGCAGAGAAGGGUAAGGAUGAAGCGGUGGUGGCGGCGGCUGUUGUUAAAUCGACUGCUGUUGUUGUGGAGAGUGUUGAAUCGGAGGAGCCUAAGACGGGUCAUAUUAAUCUGUUCGAAGGGAUUAGGAUUUUUGAUCCGAUUGAGAUCAAGAAGAAUGAUAAGCCUGCGGAUGAGGAAGAUCAGAGAAGGAAGAAGAUGAGGAAAGAAGCGGCUGCAACGGCGAGAGCCUCUGCGAAAGAUGCUGCUGCGAGAGCUGGUGAUCCUGAUGAGGAGAAGUAUAGAUUGGGAUAUGGAGUUGCUGGUAAAGGUGUGAAGCGUCCUUGGUACCUUGAGAAACGUAACGAUGAAAAUGAUAGUGUUCGAGGUGAGGAUGAUGAUGGUGGAUGUGGUGGUUAUGAAGCUAAGAAGAAGAAGAUGAGUGGGAAGAAGAGCUUAAAGGAGUUGAGGGAAGAAAGGUUGAAGAGGGAGAGGGUUGAGAAGGAAAGAGAGAGAGCCCUUUUCAUGAAACAGAGCCAGAGAGCCGGUGGUUUUUCCCGGAGGCGGUGAUUAAAUCACAAAGAUAACAAAGAAGACUUAAUCUAGAGAUUCAAAGGUGGUUCCACGUCUGAAAAGCCCUUUUUAAUCUAUAUGUGUGUGUAUAGAGAAUUAGAGAUGUUUCAACAGAUAGAAAAGUGGAAAGGAUGUGUAUUGAGUUUGAUGGUGGAAAUCAUUUGUCAUUGCGUCAUGCUCAAAGAGUUAUGUGGCCUUAAAUUUGAUACUCAUAG